Messenger RNA from Solanum pennellii, 569 nucleotides. RefSeq lists its product as uncharacterized. The coding region runs from base 63 to 506 and encodes 147 amino acids. The record is from RefSeq and is a predicted model, not a curated record. NCBI's taxonomy places the organism in Eukaryota, Viridiplantae, Streptophyta, Magnoliopsida, Solanales, Solanaceae. The transcript has a single exon.
GCCAAUAUUGUCUUCUACUUAUAACAUCUAUCUAUCUAUCUAUCAUUUUGAGUAUCAACAAAAUGUUUCUAAGAAGCUCCAUUUCCACUACCAAAAAACUCAUCCAGAAAACGUUGUACAAUGUCAAAUAUUUAUUCUCUGGUGGUAGUGGAUAUCAAAAGAUUCCAAAAACCUACAUAGAGCAGAAGAAGAACAUAAUAAUGAUGUCGUCUCCGCCGCCAAGAAAGGAAGAGAGAGAUCAUCAAGUUGUUGUUGCUUCAAAGAGGAAGGAGAUAAUAAUCAUAAAGAAGAAGAAAUAUGAAGAAAAUAAAAUUAGAGAUGAAAGGAGUUAUUUGGUGACUCAAAAGCUAAACGAAUUGAAAAUGUUAGAGAACUACAAAGAUGAGCACGGCCUCGAUAUUGAACAAGUUAUUUAUUACUACUCGCGUCUCACAUGCCCCGCUUAUAUUGAAAUUGUUGACAAGUUUUUUAUGCAAAUAUACUCUGAACUUUUUGGACUUAAUUAAUGAAUUUGUAAUACUAAUUCUUUUUCAUCUGCUAUGGAAAAUAACACCUUCAUCCUUCACUUG